Molecule: messenger RNA, 953 nt
Organism: Papilio polytes (common Mormon)
Lineage: Eukaryota; Metazoa; Arthropoda; Insecta; Lepidoptera; Papilionidae
Exons: 8
Coding region: 64-945 (293 amino acids)
Biological process (GO): synapse organization
Cellular component (GO): neuron projection membrane
Source: RefSeq, a predicted model, not a curated record
UUUUAUUGUUUUUCUUCUGCGAUGUGUGUUCGAAAGUGAGAGGGGUCGUAACCGACGCCAGCGAUGUCACUGGAAGGUCAGCGAUGUGUCUGCGUCGUCGUUCUCCUCAUACACACGGUCACUGGAGCUGGCGAGGGACCAUCAUCUCCAGUGCCUGAAGUAUCAACCAUUAAAGUAGAACAGAAUGAACUGACAGUUACAUUUCCGCCAUUAGAUGAGUUCUAUGGUAACACACCAGAGAAGCAUUUUGGCACUGAAAAUAAUACGUUAGUGACGUCACAGACUGGAUCCACUGCUCUCCUGCCUUGCGUUAUCAGGAAUAUUGGAGAUGGUAUAGUAUCCUGGAUAAGAAGAAAGGAUUAUCAUCUGCUAACAGUUGGCUUGACCACGUAUAGCUCAGAUCAGAGAUUCCAAGCUAUACAUUUGCAGCAUUCAGAGGAUUGGACACUAAAGGUGAAGUUCGUGCAGAAACGUGACGCAGGAAUCUAUGAGUGCCAAGUGUCAUCACAUCCACCGACCAGCAUCUUUCUACGGCUCGAUGUCGUUGAGGCUCGCGCCCAAAUAUCCGGCCCAACGGAAAAAUACCUCAAGCCGGGAUCCACUCUACGAUUGCAAUGUUCCGUCGUACAGACUACGGAAGCGCCCGCUUUUGUAUUUUGGUAUCACAACAGUAGAAUGAUCAAUUACGACUUGGAGCGUGGAAUCAAUGUCACCACGGACCCAGUGCAGCGUCUUUCCGAUCUCCUUAUCCCGGCCGCGAGUGUCUCCCAUGCAGGCAACUACACCUGUGUGCCCAACAACGCUGUACCCGCUAGUAUUUACGUCCAUAUUUUUAAUGGUGAGAAUCCAGCGGCGAUGCAAUCCUCUUCACCUUGUCCUAUGAAGCGUUGCUAUAUUCACGUUGUAUUAUCCACAAUUAUGACGUCACACUUCAUUAUCCGGUGACAAACAUA